Messenger RNA from Schistosoma mattheei, 387 nucleotides. The record is from the annotation of a GenBank genome assembly. NCBI's taxonomy places the organism in Eukaryota, Metazoa, Platyhelminthes, Trematoda, Strigeidida, Schistosomatidae.
AUGAUGAUGAUGAUGAUGAUGAUGAUGAUGAUGAUGAUGAUGAUGAUGAUGAUGAUGAUGAUGAUGAUGAUGAUGAUGAUGAUGAUGAUGAUGAUGAUGAUGAUGAUGAUGAUGAUGAUGAUGAUGAUGAUGAUGAUGAUGAUGAUGAUGAUGAUGAUGAUGAUGAUGAUGAUGAUGAUGAUGAUGAUGAUGAUGAUGAUGAUGAUGAUGAUGAUGAUGAUGAUGAUGAUGAUGAUGAUGAUGAUGAUGAUGAUGAUGAUGAUGAUGAUGAUGAUGAUGAUGAUGAUGAUGAUGAUGAUGAUGAUGAUGAUGAUGAUGAUGAUGAUGAUGAUGAUGAUGAUGAUGAUGAUGAUGAUGAUGAUGAUGAUAAAAACAAUCAGAGAUUAA